GGCCGCGUGCUGUCCGAGUGGCGGCUCCGAGCUCACCCAUUGGCUGUCCUGUGCCAUACCGUUCACCUGGUCAAACCACCCAUUAGGCGAGUGUUUAUAUUUACAGCCCAUUGGUGCCCCAUUUGCCCGGGCGUGAUCUGGGUGCUAUAUAAGCGUAGAGAGGCGGCAGAGAGGUGGUGCAGUGAGCAAUCAGGCAUCCGCGAUGGAACAGCUGGUGCUGAUUUCCAUCAUCCUGGGACUGACCCCGUCAGCCUGGGCAUUCUUUCCGUUCUUUGGAGGAUUCGGAGGAUUUGGAUAUGGAGGCCUCGUAAGCCAUAGCCCCGUGGUGCAGCCCAUCAUCAUCAAGCCACCGGAGCCGGAGCCGCCGCCAGAACCGAAGGUCGAGGUGCACGUGCACGGCGCUCCGCACGAGCCGCCGCCGCCGGAGCCGCCGCCACACCCGCCGCCGCCCAUUAUCAUCGUGGCGAGCGGAGGCGGCGGUCCUCCGCCCCCGGAGCCGCCUCCUCCGCCGCCGCCCAUCAUCGUACUGCCCAUUGGAGGAGGAGGUGGAGGACCCCCGCCGCCACCACCGCCACCGCCUGGUGGACCUCCCAUUGUGGUUCUGCCGGUCGGAGGCGGCGGAGGAGGCGGACCGCCGCCGCCACCUCACGGCGGUGGAGGGCCCCCGCCGCCGCAGAUUCUGGUGCUGCCGAUGCCGGGCGGCGGCGGUGGUCCGCCCCCGCCCCCGCCCCCGCCCGUUAUCGCGUACGGCUAAGGAAUGUGGUCGUUUGGCUUCGCCCAGUGGUCUCGUGGUUACUACGCUGCGUGCGAUGUUUUCAGUCAUUUAUGUUCUUAGUGCCAUCGCAUACGUGGAUCGCCAAGUCAUGCGUUUGAAAAAGUCAAUGCCAUGCACCGUGUGAACUGUUAUUGCACCCUCUUUAGGUCGCGUUUCUUGCUCAUGCCGUUUGAAAUCGUUUGUUGAGUUGAAACCGUGGUUAAACCAUUUGUUACAUAUGUUUUGAAUACAAGUGAGAAAAAU
Amphibalanus amphitrite is the source of this 1018-nucleotide messenger RNA. Its product is annotated as formin-like protein 20. The coding region runs from base 203 to 754 and encodes 183 amino acids. NCBI's taxonomy places the organism in Eukaryota, Metazoa, Arthropoda, Thecostraca, Balanomorpha, Balanidae. The transcript is spliced from 3 exons. The record is from RefSeq and is a predicted model, not a curated record.